Messenger RNA from Diachasma alloeum, 3573 nucleotides. RefSeq names its product transmembrane protein 62. The transcript is spliced from 5 exons. NCBI's taxonomy places the organism in Eukaryota, Metazoa, Arthropoda, Insecta, Hymenoptera, Braconidae. The coding region runs from base 294 to 2342 and encodes 682 amino acids. The record is from RefSeq and is a predicted model, not a curated record. Gene Ontology annotation, molecular function: hydrolase activity.
UCGAACAGUGGAGCGUGUUCCUGGGUAAAAACCUGAAUAUUUAAAGUGGCGUAAUGGAAAGAGAUACUUCAAUAAUUUCUGAUGAAAUAGGGGAUUCGAUUUUUUUUCUUCAACUUCUCGGGAAAAUGUGUUAGUCGAGUGAUGUAGGAAAGUGCGAGGUCUUCCGUCAGUCAGUGGAGAUAUACGAAAAAGCGGACAAUUGUAUUAACUUGUCGAUAAUAAUCAGAUCAGAUGAGAGACAUCAACAUGAAGAUAAAUCAUUAAAAUUGAAAAUUUAUUCAUUGAGGCACUGGAUGACUGUAUUAGUGUUUUGGCAAUCGGAGUUUGGGAGUGAUUUAAUGAAGAUGAGGAUAUCGAUAUCGACUAUUGUCUUCCUUGUUUCCGUUGUUAUGCUGUCUAUUUUUGUUGCUAAUGUAGCUAAUUUAAUCGCGACUGACAGCAAGACUCAUUAUGAAGAGGGGACUCAAAGGUUUGAAGGACAUGAACCGAAGAAGUAUGAGAUUGGAGAUAUGAUGGAUAAUCUCAUGUGGUUUUUGCAGAUUUCAGAUAUCCAUAUUAGUAUCUUCAAGGACCCCUCUAGAAUAACUGAACUGAAAGAGUUUUGCGAUGUAACUGUCGACGCGUUCAAUCCACCAGUGGUUCUGGCCUCUGGUGAUUUGACUGAUGCUAAGAAAAAAGAUGCAAUGGGCUCUAAACAAGCGUUGGAUGAAUGGAAACAUUACAGAAGAGUCUUGGAUGAAUCUGGGGUGCUCAAGAAGACCACUUGGCUGGAUGUCAGAGGAAAUCAUGACAACUUCAAUGUCAUCAACAUAAAAUCCCCUGAGAACUACUAUUUGAACUAUUCAGUCCAAGGCAGGCACCAUCCGCGCUCAUAUAUCCACCAAAUAAGCUUCUACUCGCAGAAAUACUCGUUCAUAGCGAUUGACGCGUGCCUGGAGCCAGGUCCUAAGCGUCCUUUCAACUUCGUGGGCUUUCUCGAUGAGCACGAGAUAGACAAGAUAAAACAGCUAGCUCAAGACUCCAAGAGACUUAACAGUGACUAUAUAGUGUGGUUUGGACACUACCCAACCUCCUGCAUCCUGUCCCAGUGCGACGACGGACUAAGAGAGAUUAUGGCUAAACAUAAAGAGGGAAUGGUGUACCUCUGUGGACACUAUCACACCCUGGGCGGAAUUGCCCCUGAGAUGUACACGUUGCAACGAGGGGGGUAUCUAGAGCUAGAACUAGCUGACUGGAAGGACAAUAGGAUGUACCGAGUGGGGAUAAUUGAUCAUGGACAAUUCUCCUUCAGUGAUAAUCAGCAUAACGACUGGCCUGUGGCUGUCAUCACGAAUCCCAAACACGUUUUGUAUUCGAUGCCUCAACGAGAGAACAUUAAAUCGAUUAUUGAGUCCACUCAUGUGAGGGUGUUGGCGUUCUCUACAGAUCCCAUCACAUCUGUUAGUGUUAGGAUCGAUGAGGAGGGGUGGGUUCAGUGCAGAAAGGUUGAAGGACCUCUUUAUGUGGCGCGAUGGAAUGCCUCGCGAUACUUGAACGGCAUUCAUACUAUCAGCACGAGAGUUGUGGAUGAGCUGAGCAGGGAGAAGAAGGUGGUGCAGAUGUUCGCACUGGAUGGUUCCAGGAUGUCCUUCAAGGUGCUUGCAAGGUUCUUGUUGAUGUCUGAUGCCAGCAGAAUUUUUGCGAUUGCUUUUGGAGUGAUGCUAGUCUUCAAUGUGGUUCCUCUAUGUAUUCUACGAGUGUGCCAUAAACUGGUGCUGAUGAAGAAGAUGCAACGUCCAAGGUUGAGGAUUAGAUGUCUCCAUAUACUCAUUAGAAAACUUUGGAUCACAUCUACGAUUCAUUAUCUCUUCUGGCCGAUGGUUUUGUAUCCACUCUACCUAGUCUUCGGUCCAUGGGCAGCAGGGGAGGUGAUAGAAGAUUCCUUCGGCAUAAUUUUCGCUUGGGGAAUGUACAUCGGAAAAUCAUAUCUCCCCGGAUCCUUCACAUAUGCCUACGGAUUCUUCCAACUAUUCACGUUUCACGUACCGUUGACAAUAAUCUUGGCAUUUGCAGUGGACAGGCGAUUUCAGAUGUUAGAAAAACCCUUGAUGAAACAACCGAACUUAUUGACGCUACUCUGGAGGCAUCUACCCUUUUUCCUUUUAAUCUCAAUGCAAACUGUGCUUGCUUAUUUUUUCUGGCUAGCCUAUGGCACUAUCGCAACAAUCCUCUGCCCCUUCAGAAGCUGGAGCAUUAUAAUUGCUAUCGUCUUAUGGUAUCUAGCUAAUACUGUACCAAACCCUCGUCUCAGAUCUGCAGCCUCAGUUUGGUCUUCAACAAAGAGAUUAUCAAUAAACGAUUAGAUCCAGUCUUUUUUAAUUGACUGAAAUUCUUAUUUUUUUAAUGAAAUGUAGAAACCCCGAGGGAUGAGUUUAAUUCAAUAAUAAUGGAUUUAUUCGUAAUCAAAGACAGCACAAGCAUCUGCUCGAUGGCAAUGUUCCCCUCUGCCUCCAAGACUUGAUAGGGUAUUGAUAAAAAUUAUUUUUUAAUGGAAGUAUGAGUGUGUAGUUAUUGUAGAAACGACUGUUCACUUUCUCUGUGAAUAUUGCGGGUGUUUAUUACUAGAUUUUGUUGUUUAAUAAUCAUUUUGAGAGGUUCCAUGGUUUUCUCUGAGGUUUUGUGAUAUUUUAAUAGAUACUCUUGGGAAUAAGAAUUUUUUAAGGAGUUAGAAUAUCAGUUGGGAGAGUGGUGAAAUAUGCGGAGUAGAAUUUGACAUUUAUGGUAAUUGUAAGUUUGUUUUGGGGAGGAGUGAUUUAAGGGAAACCACUCCUAAAGAGAGCUACUCCUCUAGAUUAUGAAAUUUCGUUCAAAAAACGUCUUUUGACAUUUUGUUGUGAAACUACUCAUUCUUGAAAUAAUUAGGUGAGAAUGGAGUAAAGUUGAACGGAAGUUUCAUCCUCCAAAAGUCAAACGAACGUUCUUAAGGGUCAAAUUACAAUAAGAAUUUUUGUUUACUUUUCGUUUACGAGUAAAUGAAAAGGUACUUUUCGGCACGAGGUGAACGUAGCAGCAGUGUCAAAAAUGAAAUUUUCGAUUUAUUAUAUUCAAAUACGACGAUUUCAUGUUGUAAUGAUUGAAUUAUCUCCAGAACGAGUAGUUUCAGGACAAAAUAUUAAUAGACCUUUUGUAAGUACUCUUAAAAUCACUCAUUUCCAGGAUGAUCUCAUAUUUAAAACGACAAAAUGUGAAAGAUCAAUUGGUUUUACCCAUUCACCAUUGACUACAAAUUUUAAAAAGUCUUUGUCAAUGAAAGUAAUCAAUUUUGAAUUAAUUACAUCCAUUGUUCAUAUUUUUCAUCUCUAUUAUACUUCCAUGAGAAUUGUAAUUAUGUUGAACAAUGAGAUUAAUCAGUUUUUCAUUUUUAAUACGAGUGGAUUAAAAAAUGCAGGAAUUUAUGUACCUAAAUAAUUUCAAUUUCGAUUAUGUGAUUCUAUACAAUAAUAGCCCCUUCAAAUGACGACUAAGUAAUCAUUGUUGUUGAUUAGAAGUGACAAUUUGUUUUAGGAGUGUGCCAAUAAAGUCAUUGAAAAAUCA